Messenger RNA from Cryptomeria japonica (Japanese cedar), 1600 nucleotides. RefSeq names its product protein G1-like1. Gene Ontology annotation, biological process: mRNA transcription; response to light stimulus. The coding region runs from base 436 to 1068 and encodes 210 amino acids. Lineage: Eukaryota; Viridiplantae; Streptophyta; Pinopsida; Cupressales; Cupressaceae. Gene Ontology annotation, cellular component: nucleus. The record is from RefSeq and is a predicted model, not a curated record. The transcript has 2 exons.
UGGAUGGGCCACUCAUGUUCCCCAUCUCCUUUCAUAUGCCUGAACUCCCCUCUUUUCCCAUCCUCCCAUUCAUUGUAUCCCAUUCUUGGCUUCUUUCCUCUUCCAUCGCUUUGAUUUAUACCUCAAAUCAAUCAAUCUUUCUCUUUGUUCGUUUCCAUUUUCAGAUCUGGAUUCCCUGCACCCCAGCUGCUCAAGUGUCUGUUUUGUGCUUCCAAUUGCUGCAAGACCUUAGAACUCAAAUUGCCCAUGGUAGAGCUGAAAAUCUGUCAGAGUAUUUCUUCCAACCCGUCCCUGACAGAUCCCAAGGACUAGAAAUUUUCUGGUCAAAUGUAGAAAUUGGCAUGGAUUUCAAGUAGAAAAUGCUGCCAGCAACCGACCCAUAUUUCAAUUGCUGAUAGAGAUAACCAAAACUGCAGUCUUGUGUAAGUUUUUUCAAUGAGCAAAGAAGGUGGUGUGGGUGUGGGUGUAGGAGGAGGAGGAGGAGGAGAAGGGGCGACGCAACCUUCAUCCAAUGGAAGUAAUGAAACCAGAGAGAGGGAACCCUCCACUGUGCCUAGCCGUUAUGAGUCACAGAAGAGAAGGGAUUGGAACACAUUUGGGCAGUAUCUGAAGAACCACCGGCCUCCUUUGGCUCUUGCAAAGUGCAGUGGGGCUCAUGUUCUGGAGUUUUUGAGGUAUCUGGACCAGUUUGGGAAGACCAAGGUGCAUAAUCCUGUCUGCCCAUUUUUCGGACACCCUCAUCCUCCUGCUCCUUGCCCUUGCCCUCUAAGACAGGCCUGGGGAAGCCUAGAUGCCCUUAUAGGGCGCCUUCGUGCUGCAUAUGAGGAGCAUGGUGGGCAGCCUGAGUCCAAUCCUUUUGGAGCCCGGGCUGUGAGAAUCUAUCUCAGGGAAGUCCGAGACUUGCAGGCUAAGGCUAGGGGUAUUGCUUAUGAGAAGAAGAAGCGCAAGCGCCCUCCUCCAGCAACCCAGCAACAAGUGAAAGAAGAGCAGCAGCAGCAGACUAUUGGUAAUGGAGAGCCUGGGCCAAGCAGCACCUCCAUGAAUAUACCCUUGUCUGUUCAGAACUGAUGGACAGCAGCAUGAGCAACCUGGUGUGUUAGCCAUACCCUACAUGAAUGAAUUACUCCAUUUGGUCAAUAAGAUUUAGGCUCAGUUUAUAUAACUAGAACUAUGGAUAAACUAGUCCAUUUAGUCAAUAAGAUUUAGGCUAUAAGAACUAUGGAUAAACUAGCCCAUCAGUUUAUAUAACUAUGGAUAAACUAGUCAAUAAGAUUUAGGGUUUGUUAGACUGUAAUAUAUAUAUAUAUAUGUAUAUGUAUAGGUUAAUUGCAGUUAUAGGACGAGCUGGCUAAAUAGGACAGUACAUUCUCUGCAUGGUCAGGAUCAGUUGGAUCAUCAAGGCCAUUGACUAUUUGUGAAGAGGAAAAGUGUAUGGCAAUAUUAUAUAUAUGCUUAAAAUGUUUUUGCUUUGAAAGUCGCUAAUGUUAGUCUUAUAGACUAACCAAGAAACUUGUAGAGCUAUACUGCAGGCGCUUGUUGUCUGUUAUAGCUUCUCCAUACGUAAUGAAGUGAUAAUGAUAUUCCCCAUAUCUUGUUUCAA